AUGCUUUCAUUAAAGAGGGACACGCUUGACUCUCUAUCGACACUGAGCGAUGGCCAAAGCCUGCGCGGCAGUGGCCGCUCGAUGUUGCCCUGCCCAAACGAUCCACGAUCAAGUGUCACCAAUGCAACUGCUUUGUCACCACCGCCGGCCUCCAAACCCCCCCAGCCACAGUCGACUAGCCACGUCCCUUCACGACUGCGCAGCGAUUCGGGAUUAUCUCUGCACACGAAUCAAGCAGCAUUCAGGCAGUACACCGACUACGGUUCAGAUGGCUCGGUACGGUCAAUUUCUAGUCGUACCCAAGCGGGCAGUCCCACUGAGGGUGGGAGCGUCGACGAUGCACCGAUUGGACCUAAAUCUAGCAUAUUUCUUAAGGACUCCAUUCUCCAAGCCAAACUGCUUCCCAACUUCUUUGACCCUGCCGUCAUCAAACUCGCCUUCUCUAACCCAACAACCGGUCACAAGCUCUGCCGAUAUGCUGCCAGAAAGGGUGGACCUUCAGCAAGUUACAUGGACUUUUUGAUCAGAGUGGAUGAGUACUUCCGGGCGUUUGGGAACAUGACUACUCUGAUCAGUCAGAUCACGACAGAUUUCACUGGUGUGGUGGCAUCCACACCCAUUGAGCUACCACAGGACAUAGCCAACAGGUUGAAAAACAACACCAAACACUGCGCGCGAACAGCAUUGCCGUCGCUGGAACGGCUUUACAGAGAGGCGAAGGCUGCAGUGGAGGAACGAUUGGCCGAGACACUCUACCCGGAGUUUGUCAAGUACCAACUAUCCGAAUGUAUGAGGACUUCGCUGUCUACUAGCCAGUCUUCGGCUGGGGGCUUUCUGUCGACAUGCCCGGGUCUAGGAGACGCCUUUUGCUUGACAACCCCACUCGAGCCCGACAACCCCAUCAUCUGUGCCUCGGAUGCACUUUUGCGAAUGUCUGGAUAUGGGCGCAAGGAGAUCAUGAACAAGAACUGCAGAUUCUUCCAGGGCAUAUGUACCGACCCCGAGGCCACACGGCGUCUAAGCGAGGCUAUCUCAACUGGGCACGAAGCGUCCGAACUCCUCAUUAACUACCGCAAGGAUGGGACCCCCUUUUGGAACCUGUUAUUUGUGUGUCCGUUGUUUGAGGGAGGAACGAUUCGGUACUUUCUCGGUGCCCAAAUCAAUGUGUCUGAGAGCAUGGGGUCGGACUACAAGGAUAUCUUGCGUAUCCUGAACUUUGGCCCCCCUGGAGAACAGCAACACCAGCAAGCCCAGCAGCUGUCCGGGAAAGGCCCACGACCAGCCGAGAAACCGGUUUGGAGGAAUCCCAUCAAUGCUGAUGCUGAACGUCCCCUGAGCUCAGCCAGCACCUACCAAAAGGCAGCCCUUCGCAAUCGCUUUUUCAAGAGGUUUUCCCGGAAGGGCAGCACUAUUCGGGCCAGGAUUCCAACUUGGCCGAGCACUCCUCGGGCAGACAGUCCCUCGAAUGGGGUUUGCGGGUUGUCAAAGAAGGCUAUCCUGCCACCCAUAUCUUGGAAGGCCGAAGCCCCGCAAGAAGAGUACAGCACUCCUUACUCGCGGUUCUUCGUGUUGAAGUACAUCCCAUCUUUGCCCUCAAGCAGCACCGCCGCAAGCACCAGCACAAUGCAGCCCACGCGGCCAAACUAUCAUUGUGGCUCAUCGACAAGCAGCGGUGUUGCUGCUCAGCUAACAAUCUCCUUCUCUUCCCACUUUGCCCUGUCGAUGCUGGGUCUUCAUGAGCCGAACGAUGCCAAAUUGGUCAGUGGACGGGAUAUCUUCGCAGUGUUGACACCAAACGCCGCCACGAUGAGCUCGAUCAGCAACAAGCAAGUGCGGUCCACAGUGUGCUCGGCCAUUGCAGCCGGCGAAUCUGUCAGCCUAGACAUAACGACAAGCACAGCUUCGCCACCUCCGUCGCAGCGAUCAACGUCGCCUGUCAAGAAGGUCUACACAAGGGGAAUCAGUGUCGCCAAAGGCGGGGACAACCAGCCCUCCAGACUGAGCGACACGUUGGACAGAGGAGCCGACUUUCUGAGCUCGGUCUUUUCACACAAUGGGGCGGGAUUAGGAGGGAAGAAUGCCACAAGGAAGGUGGUGAGCCACUGGACACCACUGAAGAAUGGCAACGGCGAGGUAGAGUUUGUGGUUGUCGUUUUGACUGCCGCCUCUUGA
Molecule: messenger RNA, 2172 nt
Organism: Podospora pseudocomata
Lineage: Eukaryota; Fungi; Ascomycota; Sordariomycetes; Sordariales; Podosporaceae
Exons: 1
Coding region: 1-2172 (723 amino acids)
Cellular component (GO): nucleus
Source: RefSeq, a predicted model, not a curated record